This is a messenger RNA of Scomber scombrus (Atlantic mackerel), 4163 nucleotides long. It is a transcript of the gene tom1l2a, whose product is annotated as TOM1-like protein 2. Gene Ontology annotation, biological process: signal transduction. Lineage: Eukaryota; Metazoa; Chordata; Actinopteri; Scombriformes; Scombridae. Gene Ontology annotation, cellular component: endosome; membrane. Bases 8 to 1570 code for a protein of 520 amino acids. Gene Ontology annotation, molecular function: phosphatidylinositol binding; clathrin binding; ubiquitin binding. The record is from RefSeq and is a predicted model, not a curated record. The transcript has 15 exons.
UGUCAAAAUGGAGUUCUUACUAGGCAAUCCCUACAGCACUCCCGUGGGCCAGUGUAUAGAGCGGGCCACAGAUGGAGGCCUACAGAAUGAAGACUGGACCCUCAACAUGGAGAUCUGUGAUAUCAUAAAUGAGACAGACGAGGGGCCAAAAGAUGCUGUGCGGGCACUGAAGAAAAGACUCAGUGGUAACAAGAAUUAUAGAGAAGUGAUGCUGGCUCUAAUGGUGUUGGAGACGUGUGUGAAGAACUGCGGGCACAGAUUUCACGUCCAGGUGGCCAACAGAGAUUUUAUUGAUGGUGUUUUGGUCAAAAUCAUCUCCCCGAAAACCAAUCCUCCAACCAUUGUACAAGACAAAGUCCUGUCUCUUAUACAGGCCUGGGCUGACGCCUUCAGGAGUAGCCCCGAUCUAACUGGGGUGGUCCACAUAUACGAGGAACUGAAGAGAAAAGGCAUUGAGUUCCCGAUGGCAGAUCUGGAUGCAUUGUCUCCCAUCCACACGCCACAGAGGGGUACCCCAGAGGUGGAUCCAGCCAUGAUCAAGUACCUAGCCCCUGCAUCACCUGCUGCAGGGCCUCCUAAUCCUUCCCCUGCCCCUGCCCCGGCCCCGGCCCCUACCUCUGCCACACAGGUGUCCCAAAUGCCCAGCCCCAUCACAGCAACCCCUGAACAGAUUGCACGGCUGCGUAGUGAGCUGGAUGUAGUGAGAGGAAACAUCAAAGUCAUGUCAGAGAUGCUAACAGAGAUGGUGCCCGGCCAAGAAGAUGCCUCAGACCUGGAACUGCUGCAGGAGCUGAACAGGACAUGCAGGGCUAUGCAGCAGAGAGUGGUUGAGCUGAUUUCACGUGUGUCUAAUGAGGAGGUGACUGAGGAGCUGCUGCAUGUCAAUGAUGACCUCAACAACAUUUUCCUCCGAUAUGAGAGGUACGAGAGGUACAGGUCGGGUAGAGCCGCGCAGAACAAUGGGAUGUUGAGUGAGGCCUCAGAGGACAACCUGAUAGACCUGGGCCCAGGCUCCCCGGCUGUGGUCACGCCCUGGGUCACCUCCAGCUCUCCCUCCCACUCUCCUGCCGGGGCCGCUGCCUCCCCUGCCCAUAAUUCAACCACAGCCUCGCUAACCUCUGCACUUGGUAGCCUUGAUGUAGGUUCAGACAGUGCGAGUGGCGCCCCGUCUUCUCUACCAGGCCGCAACCGGGAUGACUUUGACAUGUUUGCCCAGACCAGGAGCAGCUCUCUGGCUGAACAACGCAAAAAUGUAAAAUAUGAGGACCCUCAGGCUCUGGGCGGCCUGGCCUCGGCUUUGGAUGUUAGACAACAUAACACAGGAGGGAUCCCCGUAUCGCAGUCCUCUGUCAUGGAUGACAUAGAGGAGUGGCUCUGUGCUGACGUGAAAGGUGAUGUUGCAGAGGAAGGGGUGACCAGUGAAGAGUUCGAUAAAUUCCUGGAGGAGAGAGCGAAGGUGGCAGACACUCUGCCAUCUCCCCCGGGAGCUAACCCUCCUCACCCUGCCCGUGCCCCUAGUGGAUCCCACAAGAAGGCAGAGCGGACGGAAGAUGCCCUCUUUGCCUUGUAGACUCUUCUCAGAGAAUCUCUCUCCAGGGCAUCUAAAGGUCCUCGCCCUAAAUGAUUCCCCUCAAACAGUCCCUCCAGUCCCAUUUCAUCGCUGACCGGCAGUGGUGUAGCAAGUGAUCUCCACCUCCUUGUAAUUCUUGCCACAGUGUUGCCCUAGCAUACAGAGGUCCAACAUGUUCACUGCGCACUACUGUGUUGCGUUUAACUAUAUAUGGAUGUAUUAAUCUGUAAGUGUGGGAUGUACUCGCAGCAGUGCAUCUAAUUCGUAACGCUCCACCAAAGGACUUGUUAACUUAAUAGAUGACAUUUAAAGAUGUGGUGUAUUACUGAGGGAUUAAUGGAAAAUUUCACUGCAGGUCCACGCAUGAAGUCAGUUUGGAAGCAUAAAAUUAGGAUUAUAUGAUGUUUGACCACAUGCGGCUAAUUCUUGCUAAUUUAUGCAUUUACUGUUUUAAUGGUUUGUUCUGUACUAUGUACUAGCGCUGUGUUUAUGGUUGAUUCAUGCUUUUUUAUUUUCUACGAAUAGUCCAGUUAAGAGUUUUAGUUACGUUUUUAAUCCUGAGGUAUGUGUGGAAUGACAGCACAUUUUAUGACCCAGUUUGACUGAAACAGAAUGGAGAAAAAACUGUUAGCAGGCUAACAUUGCUAACUAGCGACAUAUUAGCUAAAUUAUAGCUGAUAUUGAUAAAAAUGUUUAUGCCAGCAUUCCUUUAACCAAAGGGAAUAGAGACUAAAACAAUCUAAAAAGCACUAGUUAAGAUUCUCUGUUAUGUAUUUCAAAUGGUUAUGAGGAAGGAACGUGCCCAUGCAAUAUUUCCCAUCAGUCUUUUCAGUCUCCUGACAAGCUACAACAAGUUAGCUGAAAAAAGUAUGCUCCUGAAACAUUUAGCCAUUCCAAAGAAUAUUUAGGCUUUAAUGACCAAUCAGCACUUAAUUUCACCUGUUGAACAAUAAUUGCGUUCAAGUGUUAUAAAUGCUAUGAUAUCAUGAACAUUUUCCUUCCUCUGCUAUAUUAAUGUCUGUGCACUUUGAAGCAAAAACAAAUCUGUAUUUUGUCCUUUGUGUUUACAAGAUGGUUACUAUUUUUCUAGGGGAUGGGAAACGGUCUGUAGAUUGACUUCAUUUUGCACAUAACUUUUUUAACUGUUUAAUUCAAGCACUCGUUCACAAAACACACUCAUAGAAGUGGAUGGAUUGAAUUUCAAAGAUACGAUUUCAAAAGGUUUUAAAAAAUAAUAGAAAUUACAUGAAGAUACAAGACAAAAAUAUGGCAUUUAAAUGAUUGGCAUGCAUUAGCGCCGGCAUCAUAAUCAUGUAAAAGACAAAACUUAUAGCUUACAAUAAUGCACUAUUGUAAUGGAUGUAUUCAUAUAGGUAGAUCUUCACAUACUCUAUACUAUGUAUUCUAUAUACCUCAAAAUACAGAAAUAUUUCUGUAUCUGGUUAAAAAUGUAUUGGCUCAUAGUAAUAUCAAGAAGGCAGGGAGGUUUAUGUAUUAUUUCAUCCCCUGAUUGUAUUUUUAUAGCUCAUGUAAAAAAGGAAAAAAAAAUCAUGUUUGUACCCAUUUAUUGAACAUUUUUCAAACACAGUUGUACUUUCUUUGAUUUGCGCAGACAAAGACAUAUUUGCAUUGUUGGUGUGUUUUCAUGAUUCAUCUGCUCUUGUUAGAGCUGCCUCCAAGCAUUUCUGUGAUUGACUGAUUUCAGAAAAGUAGCACUGACUGUAAUGAGUCUUUGGUGUACUUAAGAUCACACUGAGGCAAAAAAAGCAAUCCUGUCUAUUCAUUCCAGCUCUUUUGCUGACGCUUUGGUUUGUUCUAGCCUUGCUCUGCUCUUCAAAGAUUUUUUUUCUUUCUUUCAGUCCAUUAAAGACCAAAAGCCUUGUCAAUUCAAGGCAGUACAUUUGAAUUUCCUCCCAAGUAGUAAAAGCCUAAUCAUGCAUCAACAUUACUUGUUGAAUUAUGGAGAGAAAUAGUCAUGGUUCGUUAUAUUUGUUAACGUAGAUGCAACAGUGAUAUUGAAAAAAUAUUUGUCUACAUAAUCAGUAUGAUUAAAUAUUUAAAUUUAUUUCAGUGGAAAAAAGUAAUGAUUAAUGAAAUUUAACUUUGUUUCAAAUUGUAUGGUUACAUAUGGUUAUGUAAGUUUAAUAAAUUUGCCAGGUAACUGAGUGAGAUAAUAGCAUCAAAUUUACAAUCAACCACUGUGUCCACUUUGAAAAAGUAAACAAGGCAAGCAGAAAUGAGAUGUUUACUAAAAUGUAACAGGAGGUCCUUUUAAAGGGAACUUCAGUAUUUUUUCUGUGUUAUGUUAUGUAUCUCUGGACCUGUAACAGAGUGUACUGUGUUACUUGCUUUUAUGAAGCUUUAGUCUUGAUUGCAACAUGUAUUCCUCGAAAUUCUGGCUUUGUUAAAAUGGUUACUGAAUGUCUUUUAAUACUGAAGAGUCAAACAUUUAGACAUGGAAGAGAGACUUGUUUUCUGUUAGUGGACGUCUCGUGUCUGUUUGGCUGUGCCGUCUGCUGCCAUUAAUAAGGGUCAGAAAUCUAUUUGACCUGAUCCACGUAUGUAACUGCCCAAUAAAACACUAGCAAUGUGU